AUGGAUCUAGCGUACGACCACAUUCAAGAGGAAGCCUUCCGCCGGGACACGCCCAAGCCAGGCGAGCAAAGUUCGUCACAGCCGCCUCCCUCCUCCCUAAACGAUGAGAUUCAAGAUGCAUACAAAGCAUUCUAUUCCAGCCCUUGGGGCGCCAAAAUUGGCGGCUUUUUUGGAAACAUGGUGAAGCAGGGCGAAUCCGUAUACAACCAGGCUUCCAAGGAGCUGGCCGAAGUGGGCGAGGACGCCAGCAAGGGACUCGCCGACCUACGCGAAACAAUCAUAAGCCGGACCCGGGGCAUGUCGAUAAAUGCCACCGGUGACCAAACCGCCAGAUCGGCCGAGGCUGCCGAGAGCAACUCGACAGUGACCAGCUCUGGCACCGACUCGGAGACAUACUUGUCGCGACUACGAGCCGAGGCCGCCAAGCGACUCAAGGACCUCCAGCGCGCAGAAGACGCUGCCGAUGAAGCGCUUCUGCGAUUCGGCGGCAAUGUUCGCGACUUCCUGCGCGAUGCCAUCCAGGUUGCGCCCCCGGCCGACGGUGACGAAGAAAGCACGGUACUCUUUGAAAGUAAAGACGCCUCUGGCAAGCGCGUCAUACACACUUCCCGAUUUGAUGCACAGCUUCACGUUAUUCACACUUCUACCGAUGGCUUCGGCAAGGACCCCGAGGGUGAGGAAUUCAACAAGUUCACAUCAGGGUUUGACGUGGAGAAGAAGACGGACGAUAUUGCCUCGGAUCUGGAAAAGUACCCCGAGCUGCGCACCACCAUGGAGAAGCUAGUGCCUGCUCAAAUCUCCUAUGCCGACUUUUGGAAACGCUACUACUUCCUUCGCCGGGGUAUUGAGGAUGCCGAGUCUCGUCGCAAGGAGCUCCUCAAAGCUGCCUCUGCCGAGGACGUUGUUGGCUGGGAUGAUGAUGGAUCCGACGACGAAGGCACCGCCCCCAAGAAGCCCGCCUCUGUCGAGUCGUCCACCACAAUUAACCCCCGCAAGGAUGGCCUGCUUAAACCCACCGAGACGCGCAAGUCCAACGACGAAAAGUCGCAGGCCGACAGCGAAGCGAGCUACGACGUAGUUGGCGGUACUUCUGGCCUCCCCAGCCAAGCUGCUAGCAGUCCAAAGGAGUCGAAGAAGGAUGAGGACAGCGACGACGAUUGGGAAUAA
Beauveria bassiana ARSEF 2860 is the source of this 1167-nucleotide messenger RNA. Its product is annotated as BSD domain-containing protein. The record is from RefSeq and is a predicted model, not a curated record. The coding region runs from base 1 to 1167 and encodes 388 amino acids. Lineage: Eukaryota; Fungi; Ascomycota; Sordariomycetes; Hypocreales; Cordycipitaceae. The transcript has 3 exons. Gene Ontology annotation, cellular component: cytoplasm.